This is a messenger RNA of Phodopus roborovskii (desert hamster), 2889 nucleotides long. RefSeq names its product toll-like receptor 12. Gene Ontology annotation, molecular function: protein binding; transmembrane signaling receptor activity. Gene Ontology annotation, cellular component: membrane. The transcript has a single exon. Gene Ontology annotation, biological process: toll-like receptor signaling pathway; immune response; inflammatory response. The record is from RefSeq and is a predicted model, not a curated record. Bases 133 to 2889 code for a protein of 918 amino acids. Lineage: Eukaryota; Metazoa; Chordata; Mammalia; Rodentia; Cricetidae.
UCUAUGCUCUCAGACCUUGCAGGCUCUCCGAAGUGGAUGACUAUUCUGCCCAUGCUGUGAGUAUUGGUAACACACACGUGUGCCUGGGCAGGAGUCACAGAUCCCCCCUGCUCUGAUUCUCCUGGUGCUGAGAUGGGCUGGCAUGUGCUACUGCCUGGCCUGCUCCUUUCCCUGCCUGUGGUAACAGGGUGGACCACUUCCAAAUGCCUACUGACUGAAGGCUCCCAGCUGCCCUUGGUCUCUCGCUACUUCUCCUUCUGCUCAGUGUCCCCAUUGUCCUUGCUUGCUGCAUGCAACUCAGUGAAGAAUCUGACAGAGACCUUGGCGGAUGUGCCUCAGACUGUGGAAGGGCUCUGCCUUGGCGGCACUGUAUCUUCUCUGCCUCCAGAUGCUUUCUCUGCUUUUCCUGGACUCAAGAUCCUGGGGCUGAAUCUGCAUCUCAGCCGACUCCAGCCGGGAGCUCUCCGAGGCUUGGGACAGUUGCAGAAACUCUCUUUCCUAGACCAUCCUUUUGGGAAGCAAUCCCUCUUUAUACCUCCUGAUGCCUUUGGUGACCUGAUUUCCCUCCAGAGACUCCAUAUCUCGGGCCCCUGCUUGGACAAGAAGGCAGGCAUCCAACUGCCUCACAGUCUGCAAUGGCUGGCUGUCGUGUUCAGUUGCCUUCAGGAUGUUGGGCAGCUGGCGGGCAUGUUUCCAGAUCUGGCGCAAGGUUCCUCCUCUUCCAGGGAUCCAUGGGCCCUGCAUAUGUUGGAUCUCUCAUUCAACCAGGGGCUGAAGAUGGCUAGUCCUGGGUCCCUCCAGGGUCUUCAGCUGGACACUCUGAAGCUGGACCAAACACCUCUGGAGGCAUCGAGAGUGAGGGCCCUGGGACUUCAGAAACUGGAUGUCCUGUCUGCAACAUUCACUGCUGUGACUGAACUGCCAGCCGAGGCUGUUGCCCACUUUGAGCUGCAGGAGCUGAAUGUGGGAAAAAACAAGAUAGGAUCUAUAUCUCAGGAGGCCCUGGCUUCCUGCCACAGCCUGAAGACCUUGAAUCUUCAAAGCACUGGACUGACUAAGCUGCCACCAGGGUUCUUGGCUGCCAUGCCUAGGCUUCAGAGACUGUACCUGGCUGGAAACCGACUGCAGAGCAAAACGCUGUGCAUGAAUGAGACUGGAGACGUGUCAGGGCUGAUGACUCUGGAUCUGGCAGCCAACGGGCUGGGUAGCCUGCCCCCAGCCACCUUCUCCUGUUUACCACACUUGCGGGAGCUGCUGCUUCAGGACAACCAGCUGCUUUCCCUGGAGGGGCAGCUAUUCCAGGGUCUACAGCAACUAGAGACCUUGAAUUUGGAUAAAAAUCCCCUGUUUAACCUGGGUAAGAACUGGUUGGCUGCUCUGCCUGCACUGACCACCCUUAGCCUGCUAGACACCCAAUUGCCACUGAGCCCAGACCUUGGCUUCUGGGGAGCAAAGAGCCUGCACAACUUGAGACUGAAGCUUCCCUCUGUCCCUGCUCCGGCAGUAUUGUCCCUGCCCAUGAAUCUGAUCAGCUUAGAGCUUCAAGCAGCCUCAGGCAUGAAGCAUUGGGGGUUAUCUCCAAAUGUCUUUCCUUCCUUGGAGACCUUGACUAUAAAAGGCAGGGGCCUGAAGCUGGAGGUCCAGAAUGCCUCUGAGGUCUUCCCCGCUCUUCAGCAACUUUCCCUGCUCCAGAAUAGCUUGGAGGCCUUCUGCUCACAGGACACCUCCAACAUUUUCCUCUGGCAGCUCCCCAAACUUCAGACCUUGAAGAUUUGGGGUGCUGGAAGCAAUUCCAGACCCUGCCUCAUCACUGGGCUGCCCAGCCUACAGGAGCUGAAGCUGGAGGCCCUUCAAUCCAUAAUACAGCCCCGUUCAGUACAUCUGGAGGAGCUGCUGGGUGAGCUUCCACAGCUCCGGGCCCUACAGCUGUCCGAUACAGGGCUCAGGUCACUGUCAGCUGCCGCUUUCCAGAAGCUGGGCAGACUCCAGGCCUUUGCACUAUACAAUGAGAAGGACUUGGUCCUGCAUGACAGUCUGAGGGAGUACAGCCCUCAGAUGCCCCAGUAUAUAUAUAUUCUGCAGUCGAACUUGGCUUGCCAGUGUGCCAAUGCAUGGAUGGAGCCAUGGGUUAAGCAGUCCACUAAAACCUACAUAUACAUACUAGGCAAUAAGUUAUGUCCAGCAGAAGAGGGGGGCCCUGGCAAGCAUACACUCUUCUCCUUUCUACGGGACCACUGUCCACAGUCUUUGGAGUUAAAACUCUUUUUAGCCAGCUCUUUUUUGGUGUUUCUGAUGAUUGCUUUGCCACUCCUCCAAGAAGCCAGGAGCUUAUGGAUCCCCUUCCUGAAGGCCUUGUUCAGGGUUUGGCUCCAGGGUUGGAGGGGUCAGGAAGAUGAAGGAAAGAGGUUCCUUUUUGAUGUAUUUGUGUCCCACUGCAGGCAAGACCAGGGCUGGGUAAUAGAGGAACUUCUGCCCGUUCUGGAAGGCUUCCUUCCAGCUGGUCCUGGCCUACGCCUCUGUCUCCCUGACCGAGACUUUGAGCCUGGCAAGGAUGUAGUUGAAAAUGUGGUGGACAGCAUGGUAAGCAGCCGUGUCAUAUUCUGUGUGCUGAGUGGCCAGGCCCUGUGUGACCCUCGCUGCCGCCUGGAGCUCCACUUGGCCACCUCUCUCUUCCUGGCUGCCCCCUUCCCCCCAGUGCUGCUGCUAGCCUUCCUAGAACCCAUUUCCCGACACCAGCUCCCUGGCUACCACAGGCUGGCUCGGUUGCUUCGGCGAGGAGACUACUGCUUGUGGCCCAAGGAAGAUGAAAAGAAGGCUGGCUUCUGGGCUUGGCUGAAGAGCAGGCUAGGGCAGCCAGGGUUAGAACAGGGUGGCGCGUGUGGAUUUUAG